AUGUCUAACAUAAAAAACCUUCGUGCCAUGUUCGAACAAAACAACAAGGAGACUUCAGCAUCACCACCAGACAGAGGUCGUUCUUCAGGAGAAUAUACAUUAUUCUCACCAGGAAGUAGCACAACACCCCCGAGGCCGCUAUCGAAAGUCAGAACGAGCUUUGUAACUGUUGAACGAGGCGCACAACAAGCCGGUCAGGCAAUACAACUUGGUCUCAAGAGGCAAGAUAGCAAUAGUGAACCCAACAUGGCGAGCGGUGGCAGUAUGGCAAGAAGGAGGACGAGUUUCAGUCUAGAUGAACAAUCUCAUCCGAAGGAAACUGCAGAGAGAAAGAAGUCAAUAUCAGAAGAGUUCGAGGCAAGAAAGGCCAGUAUCAUGGUUGAUGAACUCAUUCCCGAAUCUGCCUUGGCGGAAACUCCUGCUUUCGAAGUCAGCAAACAAAUCGGGGACCCGGAACCUACCAAACAAACAACACCUGAACGUGGUCGGGAAUUAGCGAAGCCAGCAGAGAUCAAGGAGAAUCCAAAGAAAUCCGAGGAGGAGUCAAAAGCGCUGAAUACAAGCCCUCCUGCGACAAGAGCAACCAAAAGCCCGACAUCGAAAACAGGCCCUUCGAAGACCAAUGCAACUCCAAAAGUCUCAGACAAAGCUACAAGAACCAAGUCUGCUACGCGCCCUGCACCUAUAUCUACAGCUAAAUCAUCCACAACACCAAAAAUUUCUCCAAGAGUAUCAUCCCCUCCAAAAUCUUCCAGAACAGCUCCAAGGACACCAACAACACCUACGGGUUCUGGAAAGGAUGGAAAGCUGCAGAAGAGCAAAACACCGGAGAAAAAACCAGUGGUUUCAUCAAAGACUCCCGAUAAGAAACCGGCCAAGAAGACCAGCAGCACUUCGUUGGCCACCUCAAGCGGCGCGCGAGCUUCAAGUAAGCCAAGAUCGGCUAGUCGACCGGCUGUCAAGAGCAGGAACCCGCCAUCGCCUCCACAGAGUGGAUUAGGCAAACCCAAGCCUAGGUCACCUACAAGGCCAGUGCAACUCCCAGCUUCGCUUCUUGCCCCAACAGCUUCUUCUGGCUCGAAAGGUGCUACCUCAGCGCCACCUGCCAGACAAACCCAAAGCCGUGCAUCUGGGGCUAUCAAGAACGAAACUGCACCACGUUCUCAAAGCCGUGCUGGAAGUGCACCCAGGUCAUCCGCUACCACAGCAAAGUCAUCGCACCCACCAGUCUCACGAAGUGCUUCGCAAGUGAAGAAAGGAACUACUAGACCAUCGCUAGGGCCAUCUUCAACCUUACAAAGAAAGAGUUCAGCAGGGAGUUUACCGCCUGCUUCAGCACCAUUGGCCGAUGAUGGAUUUCUGUCGCGUAUGAUGAGGCCUACCGCUUCUUCUGCGUCCAAGUCGACUGAUAAAUCUCCUCCACCGAAGCGGUCGCUAUCUGUAAAGCGACCAUCCAGCAGUCUCGGUCACUCCAAGGUUCGUGAUACUAAGACUGCUUCUCAAGCAAUUCAGAAGGCGAUCAAGCCUACCACAACUAAGGCGGCUGUUUCAAAGUCCACGGCCCCCGUCACCAAACCGGGUGCCAAAACAGUGCCAAAGAAGAAGUCGACAGAUCUACCCAAGCAGGAAGUCAAACAACAAACUAAGGAAGCAAAGUCACCAAAAGUAGAGGCUGCUCCUGUGGGAUCAGAUGUUCCAUCAUCAGCUGCAGAUGAAACAACUGAAACUGUUGAGGAGACCAUUGUUCAACCUGUAGUUGAAGAGACAGUGGUCGAAGAAAAGGCUGCUGAGACUACAGUAGUUGAGGAGGAGAAAAUUGAAGCCCCUGUCGCUCAAACAGAGGUUGCUGUUGCUGAAGCUGAAGAACCAAAGAAGGAAGUUGAAGCCCCCAUUGUCCCUGAGCCAAAGGAGGAAGUUGAGGUCUCAGAGCCCGCAGUUGACGAAGCAGCCCCAUCUUCGGAAAUAAAUGUUGCCGAGCAGCCAAGCACACCAUCUAAUGAAAUUGAAGCCGAAACUGAACAAAUCCAAAGCGCGCCUUCAUCUGAUGAACCGUCCAAGGUUGAUGUCCAAGUUGCAGCCAACCCAGAAGAUGAUGAGGACCCCGAGGAUGCCGCUGCUAGAGCAGAGAUUGCCAGAAUCAACGCGGAGAUGAUGGCUGCUUUGAACAAUUCCGAGUAA
Botrytis byssoidea is the source of this 2178-nucleotide messenger RNA. RefSeq lists its product as uncharacterized. The coding region runs from base 1 to 2178 and encodes 725 amino acids. Lineage: Eukaryota; Fungi; Ascomycota; Leotiomycetes; Helotiales; Sclerotiniaceae. The record is from RefSeq and is a predicted model, not a curated record. The transcript has 2 exons.